Molecule: messenger RNA, 1596 nt
Organism: Morone saxatilis (striped sea-bass)
Lineage: Eukaryota; Metazoa; Chordata; Actinopteri; Moronidae
Gene: srek1ip1
Product: SREK1-interacting protein 1
Exons: 5
Coding region: 116-664 (182 amino acids)
Molecular function (GO): zinc ion binding; nucleic acid binding
Source: RefSeq, a predicted model, not a curated record
GGGAACAAAAGAAGAAGACGGAACCCAGAAGUUGAAAUGUUUCCGGCCCACGGAAGAUUGGGGAAACUUUUGUUGUAUUCACGCACUGCCAUUGUUGUAUUCGUACGGCUUUAUCAUGGCUAAUACAAUGGAAGAUCCAGGGCCUAACGUUAAUAAGGACAACAUCAGAGCUGGGUGCAAGAAAUGUGGAUAUCCGGGCCACUUGACCUUCGAGUGCCGAAACUUUGUCAGAGUGGACCCCCAGAAAGACAUUGUUCUGGAUGUAAGCAGCACGAGCAGUGAGGAGAGUGAAGACGAUGUAGCUGCAGCCUCUGAGAAGGUGGGGCGAAAUGGCCAGCAUCGUAGAGGUUCCCAUGAUGAUGCCAAUGAUAGAAAAAAGAGACACAAAAAGAAGAAGAGCAGAGACAGAAUGUCGAGGAAGAGAUCUGCUUCGUCAAGCGAUGACGAAAGAACAAAGAAGAAAAAGAAACACGGCAGGUCCUACUCCUCAUCUGAUGAAGAGGAGAGGCGGAAGAAAAAGAAAGUGAAAAGCCACAAGAAGAAAAGCAAAAAGAACAAAAGUGAACAUGGGAAGAAUCACAAGAAGAAACAGAAGAAGAAGAAACACGAAUCUUCCUCCUCGUCUUCUUCGUCCAGCUCCAGUGAAUCGUCAGACAGUGACUGAGACAGCGGAGUGCUGCAGUGUGUGGAGGACCAACAUAUUUAUUCUCCAGUCCACAAAAAGUGUGUUUGUCAGACAUUGUGUAAAUAAGACACCUCAUCUUGUCCCAUUUAAAGUGUCCAUCACUGAGACAAGGAUUUACAUAAUUCAGUGGUUUAAAAACCACUGUUCACUUAAGAUAAUGGAGUUUUACACCAUCAUGCAAAUGAAAAAAAUAUCUGAAGCAUUUUGGAAAACAUGCACGUAGCCAGGGGACAUGUUUGGAUUUAACUGUUUUGUUGUCCUUCCAGAACCACUGUCAUUUCACAUUUAACAGUUUUGUGUGUGUGCAGAGGAAUCUUGCGUGACAUUUUCAGGACAGUUCAGGGGAAAAACCUUGGAUGUUUUUAGUGUGAUAGAUUCCUGUUAUAAGUUUCAGGAUGCUGUCCUUUUUGUCUUUUAUAAACUUUGUUGCUUCAAAGCUUCCCUUUGAAAUUGUACCCCCAAAAAGGGCAAAUGGGACUGUUAAAUAUGAAAUCUUUGGUUGACUGGGAAUAAUGGCUAAGGGCAACAGUCAGCCCAUUUCUUUGUCAGUGCUGACAAGUCAGUGGUAGUUGAACUAUUGGCAUAUCAAUAGACAAAAAAAGCUUCAAUGUUUAUACUCUUUCUGGGAUGGCUUUAUAGUACAACGCAACUCUUGGAGGUUCCUGGUAAAGUAACGUGAUUACUGUCAAAUAAUACAUUUGAUAAUUUAACCAACCACACCUUUUUAAAAAACAUCUGGACAUUUCAGUAGCUCAUUCCAAAAUAUCUGUGUAUACAUUUUGGGAUCUGCCAUUAACUAAGCCUCUUUAUACAGCUUUGUUCAUUUCCUGUGCACAAUUUACCAUUGCUUUAGUCUGUCUUUCUUGGAAGGGUUCUUUUAUAGUAAUAAAAUGUAUAUUUGUAUCAAACUA